UUAUAGGUUUAGAGACAUAGUUAAAAUGUCCAUAGACGCUGGUUCACAUCAAAUAUUGGCGAAGGUAUAUUACAGUGGUCAUGCAUUCUCACUUCACCUGGAACAUACAAUACAAAUGGAGGAGUUAUUUACAAUGGUGCGAUUGAAUUGUAACUUUCCCGAUGCUCAAGUUUUUACUUUAAAGUGGAUGGAUGAUGAGGGAGACCCAUGCACCAUAUCUUCACAGCUUGAAUUAUCAGAAGCGCUGAGGUUGUACAGGCAUAACAACGAAACUGUUUUACUUUUCCAUAUAUUUCUUGGUAUUCCUGUGGAACCUGGUCUAUUGUGUCCAGGAGAACACAAGUUGUACAGGCACGGUGCGCGAAGGUGGUACAAGUUAAAACGGAUAUUACGGCAGAUAAAGAAACCAAAACAUCCAAGAAUUCCUAUCGAAAGUGGACCAAUAUUAGAUUCAGGUGACAGCCAAGACAGUAAGGCAAGCUCAGACCAAGCGAGUCCAAAUGCUCCCGGGUUUGGCUUGAAAGACUUUGAGAUGCUUAAGGUGAUAGGUAGAGGGAGCUACGCUAAAGUUUUACUGGUCAAGUUAAAAUCUACGGACAAAAUGUAUGCUAUGAAGGUAAUAAAGAAAGAGUUAGUGACUGAUGAAGAAGAUAUAGAUUGGGUGCAAACAGAGAAACAUGUUUUUGAAACUGCCUCAAAUUAUCCUUUUCUUGUCGGCCUUCAUUCUUGUUUUCAGACACCAGAGCGUUUAUUUUUCGUCAUUGAAUAUGUUAAUGGUGGAGACUUAAUGUUCCAUAUGCAACGUCAGCGUAAACUACCCGAAGAACAUGCAAGAUUUUACGCAGCGGAAAUUGUCCUAGCAUUGCAUUUCUUGCAUGAGAAAGGAAUCAUAUACAGAGAUUUGAAACUAGAUAAUGUUUUGCUGGACAGCGAUGGACAUAUCAAGCUAACUGACUACGGGAUGUGCAAAGAGGGAAUAAGGAAAGGUGUCAACACGUCAACUUUCUGUGGGACGCCCAACUACAUCGCACCUGAGAUUCUACGUGGAGAGGAUUAUGAUUUCUCCGUGGAUUGGUGGGCACUAGGUGUCCUCAUGUUUGAAAUGAUGGCUGGCCGAAGUCCGUUCGAUAUUGUUGGAAUGACCGAUAAUCCAGAACAAAAUACUGAAGAUUAUCUUUUCCAGGUUAUUCUAGAAAAAGUGAUUCGAAUCCCACGGUCUCUGUCUGUCAAAGCUUCAUCUGUGUUGAAAGGCUUCUUAAACAAGAUACCAGUGGACAGGUUAGGCUGCAACCACGAAAGUGGUUUCCAAGAUAUUCUUGAUCAUCAAUUCUUUCGCACAAUUGAUUGGGAUCUUUUGCAAUCGAGACAAGUGGUUCCCCCAUAUAAACCUAACAUAGAGGAUGACCUGGGAUUGGAUAAUUUCGACAAACAGUUUACCCAGGAACCUGUACAACUAACACCCACUGAGGCGACUGUUAUUGGGAAAAUAGAUCAAGCAGAUUUUGAAGGGUUUGAAUACAUUAACCCACUUCUAAUGACGAGUGAUGUUGCUGUGUGAUGUCAUAAUGGCUAUUGUGAUGUCAUAAUGAAUGCUGCAGUGACCUGCCCCACUGUACCUACCUCUGUGCGAUGUCUUACCUUUAGGAAACUAACGCAGCAGUGAUACAAGCCUGAAAAAGUGAAGCUGAAUGCUGAUUUUCAGAAUCUAAAGCCCUUUGCCCAUUAGGAACUUGUCAAGUGAUGAGAAUGUAUUUUCUCAACAUAUUUUAAACUUUUUUUGGGUGAAUUUAUGUUUUUUUUGCGGCCUCCUGAUCCAAAGAUUCCGCUAUCAAAUUUCUCUUCAACUGUUUCAGUUCUGCAUUUCUUUCGUAGAUUUUAAACAUCAGAUAUUUACGAUAGACGUUUCUGCUCCAAUUCCACAUAACAAUUUUCAUUAUCAGUUCAAGCACAUUAAAUAUAUAGUAGGGUGGGGGAAUAUGGAACACCUUUUAAUUCAGUUUUCUCAUCCCAGUUGGUAGUAAACAAAUAGCAUUCAAAGAAUUAUAAAACCAGAUCCUCAGAACUCCCAUAGGCCAAUAUUAAAAAAACGGGAUCAGGUUAUUUGGAUCUUAUGUGCUAUAGGUGUCCCAUCUUUUCCCACUGUACUAUAUUGUGCUUGUUUUAAUCAUUCAGUCUCUUAUAAUUGUUUUCUUUAUACAUUCAGUUACUUAUCCAGUUUGAAAUAGUCUUUUUAAGACUCACCAGGUACAUUGACUUUGCAUUUGAUAUAGGAAUUGUAGUUUUAUUUUGUUUUACACAUUUCUUUUCUCUUAGUUGUCACUAAUCACUGAUCACUAGACAAGCCAGUAUAAUCACUAAUUGCAACUUACUUUUUCUGCUGUAUUAGACCUUGCAAUUUAUAUUUUUCAUCUUUAACCUGUUAUUUUUUUAACCCGACAAUUCUAAACGGUACCGAAAAACAAGCCUGGUGGGAAAAACUUUUGCUACACAAUUUUAUACCGAAAUCAUGUGUUUUUUUGAUAGAAAUAUUAUUUGUUUGGUGCAUGAGGUCCUUUAUUUCAAUUCUUUCUUAUCAGUGCCUUGUUAGAAUGACCAAACAGACUUAAUUCUCUGCACACACUUGCAAACAUAGUCACAAAGUAGGCCACGCAAUAUGGCCUAUUUCAACCUAGUGUUUACAUUACAAAACACUUUGUUUUUAAAUCUGCACACUGAAUUAUCUAACAUUGUUUCCUUUUCUGCUAGUGGCACACAGUCUGUUUAAAAGCCAGUACUGUAAACAUAAUUAUAUUAUGAAACAGUUUUUUACAUAGAAUAAAAUUGCAUUUAACAAUUAUAUACAAUUUUUUCAUUCAAAUGACAUUUAUAAAAUCAUUUGUUUCGAAAGUAGUAAUCCUACAAGGCUUUAACUAAGCAUUUUGUUACUUUUUUUCAAUCUAAUGUGGUCCAUACAAUUUUCCAUUAGCUUUUAUAUUAUUAUUUUCAGAUAAAAUCGUGCUUAGGGCAAACCUUGACUUUGUAAAUACAGAUCACAAACCAUUUUCCUUUUUUUAAUCUUUUGGUCUAAGUGUAAGGUUUCUGAACUAUAUACAUAGCCAAUUGUAUUUUUACGUCUUUACUUUGCAUGUCAUUUACGGUCAUAGCGUUUUAUUUAUUGUAUUACAUUAAUUAAAUCAUUAAACAUGUUUUUCUAAUCAAAAUACAG
Molecule: messenger RNA, 3205 nt
Organism: Ciona intestinalis (vase tunicate)
Lineage: Eukaryota; Metazoa; Chordata; Ascidiacea; Phlebobranchia; Cionidae
Source: RefSeq, a predicted model, not a curated record